Messenger RNA from Wyeomyia smithii (pitcher-plant mosquito), 951 nucleotides. RefSeq lists its product as uncharacterized. The transcript has a single exon. Lineage: Eukaryota; Metazoa; Arthropoda; Insecta; Diptera; Culicidae. The coding region runs from base 1 to 951 and encodes 316 amino acids. The record is from RefSeq and is a predicted model, not a curated record. Gene Ontology annotation, molecular function: nucleic acid binding; zinc ion binding.
AUGGCUUAUAGUGACGAAAACUCAAGCCAUAAUGGCACCGUUUUAAUCGGAACAAUAGAGCCUUAUGUAGUUGGUUCAUCUUUUUUAAAUUAUGCUGAAAGACUUGACUAUUUGUUCCAAGUUAAUGGCAUUACUGACGCUGCCAGACAGAAGGCUCCUUUCGUAACUUUGAGUGGGCCUGCUGUAUAUGAAGAACUUAAGCUUCUGUAUCCUUCAUCGGAAGAUCUUAAGUUAGUUUCUUAUGCUGAUAUUUCUAAAAAACUUAGAGGGCGCUUUGAUAGGGUUGAGUCAGACCUUAUUCAAAGAUACAAAUUCUAUAAUAGAGUGCAAGGACCUAACGAAAGGGCAGAGGACUUUGUGCUUGCGGUGAAACUGCAAGCCGAGUUCUGUGCCUUUGGUGAUUUUCGGGAAACGGCUAUCCGCGAUAAAUUGGUCAUGGGAGUUGCCGAUGGAAAACUCCAAGAAAAGCUCUUGAACGAGGACAAUCUCAGUUUGGCAAUGGCAGAGAAGAUGAUUGUCAACUGGGAGUUGGCUGGUUCUCGGGCUAGAAUGAUCAAUGAUCGUCAGGGUGGCCAAACUGCAUCCGUUAAAAGCCGUUUAGGUCGGAGAGAUUUACAUGAUAGGAAUAUGAGUCAUAGUAGAAGCAGAAGUCGUAGUAAUGUUCAUAAACGGAGGUGGCAAAGCAGGAGUACGGAACGGAAGCGGACUGGGCGUUAUGCGGAUUUAGUCUGUGACUUUUGUGGCAUUAAGGGCCACAUCAAGAGGUCUUGUUUUAAGCGUAAAAGAAUGCAGAAGAAUUCUGUGGAAUUUAUAGACGACAAAAAGGACCUGAGUUUCGGUGACGACAAAAUAGCUGAUUUGUUUGAGCGGCUAAAAGCGGGCAUAAAUGACACGGACAGUGAUAGUGAUUCAGGUAUCUGUUGGAAACGUGGUCGUCACGGCGCAUCGUAA